UAACCUCAAAUAAAAAAUCCGCUUCAGCCACACAAAAUAGGAAGAACAUCAUCUGAACUGAGAAAUUCUAAACCAAACGUCACAACUUUGUCAGCUACCAAAAUCAUAUGGCUGCAAGAACAGCAAUACCCUCACCUCAACUCUCUCUCCUAUUAGGAAGACGCGCCACCACCACCACCACAUCCACCACCGUCUUUUGCUGGAAACCCACGACUGGAGUAGGCAGCAAAAGAGUCCUAAGGGUUUAUGCAGCAGACGGAGAAGGAGGCGGCGGAGGAGGGAAGCGGAGAGCACCACCAGGAAUCGAUACCAGAAUCCACUGGGAAAACGAGGAUGACGGAUGGGUUGGCGGCAGCGCCACCGAAUCUGCAACAGAAGAAGACCAGACAAACAACUUACUCGGUGAAAAAUUCUCCGAAUUACUCAACAAUUCCACCGAUUCUCAUUACCAAUUCUUAGGGGUGGCAGCAGAAGCCGACUUGGAAGAAAUCAAGGCGGCUUACCGGAGAUUAUCAAAAGAAUACCACCCCGACACCACUUCUCUCCCGCUGAAAACCGCGUCUGAAAUGUUCAUGAGACUAAGAGAAGUUUACGAUGUAUUGAGCGAUUCAGAGAAACGAAGGUUCUACGAUUGGACUUUGGCUCAGGAAUCUGCAAGCCGUGAAGCCGAGAAGAUGAGGGUAAAAUUGGAAGAUCCGUACAUGAAAGAUAUUGAAAAUUUUGUGUCGAUUCCAGACAUGGUUGAUCGGCUUGGAGGAAGGAACAUGGAGCUGAGUGAUCAGGCUAAAUCGGCUCUUACUUUUGAUAUUAUUGUAAUUUUUAUCUCUAUUUGUUGUAUUAUUUACGUGGUUUUCUUCAAGGAACCUUAUUAAUAGUCAUUAUGUAUAGUUUAUAACAAACACAUAGUUGACUUAUUGAGGUCAAACAUAGUAAUUUGUAUAGUUUGAAAAUUGAUAAAUACAUGUAACACAAUUUUAAUG
Messenger RNA from Lactuca sativa (garden lettuce), 980 nucleotides. RefSeq names its product Chaperone DnaJ-domain superfamily protein (gene NDHT). The record is from RefSeq and is a predicted model, not a curated record. Lineage: Eukaryota; Viridiplantae; Streptophyta; Magnoliopsida; Asterales; Asteraceae.